This is a messenger RNA of Mizuhopecten yessoensis (Yesso scallop), 445 nucleotides long. RefSeq names its product AP-1 complex subunit beta-1-like. NCBI's taxonomy places the organism in Eukaryota, Metazoa, Mollusca, Bivalvia, Pectinida, Pectinidae. The annotation marks the transcript as partial. The transcript is spliced from 2 exons. The record is from RefSeq and is a predicted model, not a curated record.
AGCCGCAAAGGACGUUGUCCUGGCCGAGAAGCCACUCAUCUCGGAGGAGACGGACCUGAUCGAGCCGACACUUUUAGAUGAACUCAUCUGCCACAUCUCCAGUCUGGCAUCAGUCUACCACAAGCCACCCAACUCCUUUGUGGAAGGAUCUAAGUCGUCCUUCAAGAGGGCGCUUCCUCCCAGGUCGCAGUCAGGCAACCUUGGCGACACAGAGGAGAUGGGAGCCCCAGACACCUCAUCCCCCGGGGGAGACAUGCCAUCAGCCCAACCCCCACCGCAGGCAACUGUCAUUCCUGGUGUGGACUCCCUCAUUGGGGACCUCCUGGACAUGGACCUGGGGGGACCAUCCAUGCAACAGCAACAGAUGUACUCCAACCCUGCCUCCCAGACCCCCGUACAGACCGCCGGGGCCAUGGAUCUCCUGGGGGAGGGACUAGACUCCCUG